AUGGCUACACCAUGGUUUGUAAAGAUUACUUAUCUACCACAACAUAUCACAAGUGAACAACUAGCUAAAAAGUUCGGCAUUUCCGAAGAUGAUAUUUUCAUUCCACAAAAUCAGGAAGGACCCACUACUUAUGCAAAAGUAAACGGCUUCAUGAUGGAAGAGGAUGCAAACAAAUUCGUACAAAGAUGGAACAAAACACGAAUUCUCAAUGCAACGAUAAAGUGCAAGGCUGUCUCUACACCACCCAAUUUGGUUCGUCGACGACCAGCAUCGAUGUCCACAAACAAUCAAAUUUCAUCACAACUAGUCGAUUGUCAAGAUGGAUUCCAGUGUCGCAACGCUAAGUGUGAAUAUAAUCAUCCACUUGGGUGGGAUGCUUGUGAGGAUGGUGCAGAUUGUGAAAUUUUUUAUUGUAAAGCCAAUCAUCCAGUUGGUCGAACAAAUCCAUGUCUCAAUGGGCAUCAGUGCGAUGCUUCUCCUUGUAAUUUUUUACAUCCUUUGCCAGGGAUAUUAGGAUGUCCUGAAGGCGCCCAUUGUUGUGUAUUAUUAUGCCAAGCGUGGCAUCCAAAGAAACGGGAGAAAGAAUGUAUGGAUGGCAGACAUUGUUACAACUCGAAAUGUCAGCGAUUACAUCCAUCUGAAUGGCAAGCGUGUUCACAUGGCAUAGAAUGUACUGAUUAUAUGUGUGAAGAAAACCAUCCUCCAAAUCGAUUGACUCGAUGUCAUGAAGGCGCCACAUGUGGAAAUUUCUAUUGUGAAUCUUUGCAUCCUAUCGAAUGGGAUCCAUGCGAAGCAGGUAUUAGGUGUGUGGAUGCAGCUUGUCCUCGUACAUCUCAUCCCGCUGAUCGCAGUUUAUCUUCAAAUCAAGAGAUCUCCAGUAAUGAAAGAUCGCUACCACGACUACUGAAAUCUGUAGAAGAACGUGAUCUUGAACGAAGGCAAGCCCAACUGCCUAUCUUUUCCUCUAAAGAUGAGUUUUGUCGACGAUUAAAAGAAGAACGGGUACUUGUGGUCACAGCAGAGACAGGCAGUGGUAAAAGUACACAACUACCACAAUAUGCCGCUGAAUACUUCGGCGGACUAGUUAUUUGUACUCAACCGCGAGUAAUUGCAGCAGUUUCUCUAGCCCGCCGUGUGGCCAAUGAAUAUGAUGGUAUGGCGAUGGGUCGAUCAGUUGGCUAUCGAAUAGGUUUAACGAAUACUAUGAGCGAGAAUAACCGAGUUCCAGGAACAGAUAUUCUCUUUAUGACAGAUGGCGCGUUAAUACAAGAAAGUACAGAAGAUAGACAAUUAAGCAAUGUACGAGUGUUGAUUAUCGAUGAAGCUCAUGAACGUUCAUUAAACACAGACAUUGUUAUGGGUAUUGCAAAACUAUUACUAAAGACACGACCUACAGAUUUCUACGUUGUCAUCUCUUCAGCAACUAUUAAUCCUAGGAAAUUUUUGGAAUUUUUUAAACGAUCGGAUUCUCAACCGCUUAAUGUUCCAGGUCGUGUUUACGACGUUAUUAUCGAAUACCUUCCCAAAGCAGAUGGUUCUGUGGAGGAGCAUGCGGUUAAUACUCUACGUCGACUAUAUAAUGAACAUCAAGGGACUACAUUGGUAUUUCUUCCUGGACAACGUGAAAUCGAACGUGCCAUGGAGCUUUUUAAAGUUAACUUACCAGACAAGUGUUUUCCCUUUCCAUUGUAUGCUGCUCUCUCAUCAGAAGAACAAGAUCAAGUACUUCAGUUCGAUGAAGGUAUAAAUGGGGAACGUCGAAUGGUAGUUUUCUGUACGAAUGUUGCUGAAACGUCAUUAACAAUAAAAAAUACUCGUCUUGUCAUAGAUUCUGGCUUAGCCAAAGAAGCUAAUGUGGAUGAAGUUCUUCGUUGUACAGUGAUUCAAACAACUUCAAUUUCUAAGGCAUCUGCUGAUCAGCGUAAAGGAAGAGCAGGACGAACAGCACCAGGUUACUGUGUACGUCUCUAUAACGAAGAUACAUUGAUUCGUGCUGAUAUUGAACCAGCAAUUCUUCGAUCUUCACUUGAUCUUGUUAUCCUACAGCUUAUCCAUUUACAACUCGAUCCACUGGCAUUCCCCUUUAUUGAUCCGCCUGCCUCAACUAUUAUUCAAUCGUCAUUAAAGAUUUUAAAAGAUCUAUCUUGCAUUACUGAAAACUAUGAUAUUACUCUACGAGGUGAACUUUUCGUCAAACUCAAUCUCAGUCCUCGUUUCAGUGCCUUUUUUGUUGAUGCUUAUGUCGAACAUGGUCCCAUUCUCGAGUUAGCAGCAGUCAUUGUCGCCAUUUUAACAGCACCGGGUUCCGUAUUUUUAGUGGGUAAUACAGAUGAAGAGAGGGAUACUAUUCGGACUCGUGUCACUAACAAUGCUAAAGAGUACGAAAGCGAUUUGCUCUAUUUCGCUUCUACUUAUAAUAAAUGGCGUAGUAUAGGCAUUCUUGAUCCGACUGCACGUAUGUGUCCAACGUGUCAUAAGAGUUGCAACAAAGGUAAUAUAUGUCGACCAUGUCGGGCAGCAUAUAGUACAACACAUUUACUAAACAACAAGAUCUUAAAUAUUGUUGAGAAUGUGUCGAAUGCUUCAAUUAAAACAAUUGAAAAGUCAAGCUGGCAACUCAAUCCUCGUUCGGUAUCAGAAGCAAACGAGAGUGAUAUCAUCGGAAUAAAUUUAUACAAGCAUUUUCCUGAACACUAUGGGUCUCUGCUCAAGCCACAAGUACCUACUGCAAGUGCACGUAUGCGUGCAACUCAUAUUGACGCACGUAUAAUUGAAACGAGUGCUUUAGUCCAGCGACCCGCUAGCAAUCCUUACUUUAUUGCAAUGUCCAUUAUAAAAUUGCCUGGGGGUCGUUAUUUGCUUGAACGAUUGCAUCCAUGUCGUCAUGCAGAAGACCUUGAUCCAAAGCGCACUGAGAUGUAA
Molecule: messenger RNA, 2922 nt
Organism: Adineta steineri
Lineage: Eukaryota; Metazoa; Rotifera; Eurotatoria; Adinetida; Adinetidae
Source: the annotation of a GenBank genome assembly